Molecule: messenger RNA, 1812 nt
Organism: Serendipita indica DSM 11827
Lineage: Eukaryota; Fungi; Basidiomycota; Agaricomycetes; Sebacinales; Serendipitaceae
Source: the annotation of a GenBank genome assembly
AUGUCUGAGGAGGAUAUUUUCGAGGGCAAUUGUGUCGGUGUCUGGCAAAACGACCGCGUCGAGAUUAUCGCAAACGAUCAGGGAAACCGGACAACUCCUUCCUAUGUCGCGUUUUCAUCCGAGGAGCGUCUCAUCGGGGAUGCCGCAAAAAAUCAGGCUGCCAUGAAUCCCAAGAACACCGUUUUCGAUGCCAAGCGUCUGAUUGGUCGUCGCUUUGAUGACCCCGAAGUCAAAAAAGAUAUGACCCACUGGCCAUUCACCGUGGUUGACAAGGAUGGAUCACCCUUUAUUCAGGUCCAGUACCUCGGAGAGGAGAAAGUGUUCAGUCCCCAGGAAAUUUCUGCAAUGGUCCUCAGCAAGAUGAAGGAAAUCUCCGAGGCCAAGCUCGGCAAGACGGUCAAGAAGGCGGUCGUAACUGUCCCAGCCUACUUCAACGACUCGCAGCGCCUUGCCACUAAGGAUGCCGGUGCUAUUGCUGGCCUUGAUGUCCUCCGUAUCAUCAACGAGCCCACUGCUGCGGCCAUUGCCUACGGCCUCGACCAGCAAUCCAAGACGGAGAAGAACGUCUUGAUCUUCGAUCUCGGUGGAGGAACCUUCGAUGUCUCCCUUCUUAACAUCACUGGUGGUGUUUUCGCCGUCAAGGCCACCGCCGGUGAUACUCACCUUGGUGGUGAGGACUUUGACAACACUCUUUUGGAGCACUUUAAAAACGAGUUCAAGAAGAAGACCAAGCUCGACAUUUCAGACGACGCCCGUGCCCUCCGACGCCUUCGUUCGGCCUGCGAGCGUGCGAAGAGAACGCUUUCCAGCGUCGCUCAGACGACUGUCGAGGUCGACUCGCUCUACCAGGGUGAGGACUUCUCUGCCAACAUCUCUCGUGCCCGCUUCGAGGAGAUCAACGCGGCCAUGUUCAAAUCGACCUUGGAUCCCGUCGAGCGUGUGCUCAAGGAUGCCAAGAUGGCCCGCGAAAAGGUGGAUGAUAUCGUCCUCGUCGGUGGAUCUACCCGUAUCCCGAAGAUUCAGUCCCUUGUCAGCGAAUAUUUCGGUGGCCGUCAGUUGAACAAGUCGAUCAACCCUGACGAAGCUGUUGCCUAUGGCGCUGCCGUCCAGGCCGCAAUUCUGACCGGCCAGACCAACGAGAAGACGCAGGUCCUCCUCUUGGAUGUCGCUCCUCUUUCUCUUGGUGUCGCCAUGCAAGGAGAUGUUUUCGGUAUCGUCGUCCCGCGAAACACCACCAUCCCAACCAUGAAAUCACGAACCUUUACGACUGUAGAAGACAACCAGACCACUGUCACAUUCCCAGUGUACGAGGGUGAACGAACGCAAUGCAAAGACAACCGUCUCCUUGGAGAGUUUGAGCUUAACGGCAUCCCACCAAUGCCCAGGGGUCAAGCCGAGCUCGUCACCACCUUUGAGAUUGACGCCAACGGUCUGCUCAAGGUGUCUGCCAUGGACCGUGCAUCUGGCCGCAAGGCAUCGAUCAGCAUCACCAACUCUGUCGGACGUCUGUCGUCGGCUGAGAUUGACCAAAUGAUCAAGGAUGCGGAGCAAUUCAAGCAGGCUGACAAAGAGUUCUCCGCACGACACGACGCCAAGGCCGACCUCGAGGCGUACAUUCACCAAGUCGAGGGCACGAUCAGCUCGCCCGAGAUUGGCAUGAAGCUGAAGCGAGGAGCAAAAGCCCAAGUCGAGUCUGAGCUUGCCAAAGCUCUGGAGAAGCUCUCGAUUGAGGAUUCGACGGCGGACGAGCUUAAGAAGGCUCAACUUGGCAUCAAGCGUGCCCUCCAAAAGGCCACUGCUGGCAUGCGAUAG